This is a messenger RNA of Mizuhopecten yessoensis (Yesso scallop), 2125 nucleotides long. RefSeq names its product carbohydrate sulfotransferase 11-like. The coding region runs from base 393 to 1484 and encodes 363 amino acids. The transcript has 4 exons. Gene Ontology annotation, molecular function: sulfotransferase activity. The record is from RefSeq and is a predicted model, not a curated record. Gene Ontology annotation, cellular component: membrane. Lineage: Eukaryota; Metazoa; Mollusca; Bivalvia; Pectinida; Pectinidae. Gene Ontology annotation, biological process: carbohydrate biosynthetic process.
UCUGAUUUGACAAAAUGGCCACCUAAUACUGGCUUCUGAUUGGUCGAAUUUCAGUUAUUGUUCAGUUUCAGUCAAAUUGAGUAUGUACAUGUAUUUUGGCACUACAAAAUCAACCAUGACAUCCAUUUAUCAUUUGACAAAAUUGCCACUGUAUAUUGGCUUCUGAUUGUUCGAAAUUCAGUUAUUGUUCGAGUUUGCUAAAAAUCCGUAUGUACGUGUAUUUCCGCACUGUGCUCUCAACCGUGGAUCCAUUUUCUGAACUGACAAAAUGGUGGCGGUAUACUGGCUUCUGCGUGAGUGGUCGAAAUUCACAUAUAUUUUGAUUUUGCUCCAAGAAUAGCAAGAAAUAAUCCAUUGGGACAAAUUGGCCUUGACCUUCACAGGAAAUCGCCAUGUCAACACAUACUCCCACGAGGUGUCGUACGCUAUCCAACAGUGACCUUCACGUGAGGUAUCCGUGUGCUAGACCGCGGUUUACCAAGGUCAAAUUAUUGGCGGCAACCAUUGUGGUCGGGUUGGUGAUGACCACAUACUGUUUAAUAUGGACAACGACAACGUCACAACCAGAUAAAUCAAGACUUUCAGAGCUUGGUCGACGAAUGAAGCUAAUCCGGAUGUUUUCAACGCCUAGCCAGAUCGAUUUACAACGCCAAAGAAAGAAACAUUUGAGCGUCCAUUGUGACGCAAUGGUUGCUAGCGGUAAUAUUAGCAUGUCAGUUAAUGUUUCUACACUUACGCACCUCGUUGUGGAUGACAAAUACCGCCUGCUGUAUUGCUACGUCCCGAAGGUUGGCUGCUCCAACUGGAAACGGAUCUUCUUACAUAUGACGGGAAUGUUCGACAAAACCAAGAAAAGGCCGGGAGAUAUAACACACAAUGAAACUCAUUUCAAAUAUGCCAACCGUCUCCGUUUUUUGACCGAUUAUUCCAUACCCGGGAUACAUGAUCGGUUACGAAACUAUCGAAAGUUCAUGUUUGUUCGUGAACCAUUGGAAAGGUUAUUGUCGGCAUAUCGGGAUAAAUUUGCCGGAGUUGGUCUCGAGGAUAAAACCUUUCAAAAGAAAGCAAAUAAUAUUUAUAAAAUGCAACACCCGGAGUCUCCAAUAAAGGGAAAUGUGAAAAAAGGGGAUGUUAAUUUUUUGGAUUUUGUGAAAUAUUUAGUACAGGAGAACCAGUUUCGAGAUGAAAGUUUCCAAUAUGACGAACACUGGGAGCGACAGAGUCAACUUUGUCUUCCGUGUCAAAUAAACUAUGACUAUAUAGGGAAGUACGAGACCAUUGAGGACGACGCCGACUACCUUCUAAAGCGUGCUGGACUAUCCAGGUAUUCAUUCCCUAAGAGGUCCGCUUUUUAUAAUGCUACGAGAACUAAUGAGACGCUUGUAAAUUAUUUUUCUCAAAUACCAAGUUUUUACCGAAAGAGAUUACAGAAAUUUUAUCAAUCUGAUUAUCUAUUGUUUGAUUAUAAGUUUCCGUUACAUUAAUUAAUAACGUUAAACUGAUAAUUGUAACUUUAUUUUUUUUUUCCAGCGCUAAGGGAUUAAUGAUAAUGUAAUUUUUGGACCGUCAUUCCAGAUGUUUGUUUUUUCUCAUUAGCUUAUACCGUUUUCCGAACGUUUGGACAACCCUCGAAUCUCUCUAGGAUUAACCUUGUACCGACUUAGCUGAGAUGUAUCCUGUUCGUUUAACUUUUAAUUCUAGCGGAAUCGUGUAAAUAAGGAGUGAUUGGAGUAAAGUAAAAUCAAAAUACGUUCAAACUUUUAUUGAAAUUAGUUAAUAACAUACCCACGUGUAAAAAGUCUUUGUCAUUUUUUCCUAUGUGUCAAGUAGGAUUUUCUUAAAAUACAGAAAAAUAUCAACAAUAUUUUGAUGAAUACUUGUAAAAAGUUCAAUUCAAUACCUUUAAUAACAUUCUCGACAAAACAACAGUGUAACUUCCCAGAUACAGUAGCACCUUUGAUGGUCCGAUGUCACAUUGCUUAACGGUAAACCACCGAUACCUUCCGAGUUAUACCAAAGAUGCCUUCCGAAUGACAGUAAAUACAUGAAUAUCAAGGGGUUACGCUCACUUUCGCUCUCUUCAUCCCUGGAAUAUGUCAUAGCAAAAUUAAAGGCAUGGUGGGCG